CUCUAACACCUGGCACAACUCCAUGGGGCUGCGUCAGAUCUAGCGUGACAGCCAAAGUGUGACCACCAAGCCGCAUGGUCCUUGAGCAAGGAGAGAAGGAGCGUGCAAAAGACGUGCAAGAUGGCGGGCCAGCUUCGAGCGACCCAGGACGCCCCGAUAUGGAAUGCCAUCGAAGCCAACAACUUCAAGCAGGCGUUGAAGCUCGUCGACAAAAGGCUAGCAAAGCGGCAUACUGAUUAUCUGGAGUCUUUGAAGAUAUACAUUCGGUCUCGCUCACCUCAAUUACCUGAAAAAUCUGCAGUCUUGCUUCAUUUGGAAGAGUUGCCGGAGAAAAACCCGCCGCUCUCGGAUAUUGAGGCUAUUGAGUUGUACGAUGAAGCUCUGGAUGAGGUUCUGCCUCAGUCAAACGAGACGUGGGAGAGAAUUAUCGGCCAACUAAGAUGGCAGUGUGUCAAGGCUUCGCCAAAGGAUGAGGAAUUGAGCUUGAAAUGCUUUCAAGCUUGCUUGUCCAAAGGUGCUCUUGAUCAUGCGCGGCAGAUUGCCAACAGUCUCGAGAAGAAUUUCCCCAAAAAUCAUUCAUAUAUAUUUUGGAAUAUCACGAUGAUGUUCUUAUUUUCGGCAUCUAAAAAAUGUCCAGAAAACCAGAAGAAGAUCUGGGGAGGAUUGGCAUUAGGCACGAUAGGCAAACUUGCUGGUUCAACUCGAGAAGCCAAGGAUCAAAAGCAGCUUCCAACUCGGUCUAUCCAGACCCCACAAGAACUACUACUACUUGACAGAAUCGCAGAAGCCUACGGUAAGCCAGAACAACGACUAGGGUAUCUGCAAAGUUCCCAGCUAGGAUCCGAAUCAGCAGUCGCGAAAGGCGAGUGGCAACUAUGGAGGACGAGACUGCAGUUAAUGGAAGCUGCUAAGCAAUGGCAAGAGCUGUUUGACACGACAGGAACUCUGCUCAAACGAGCACGAACGAAGGACGAGUCUUCUCAGCUUCCAGAAUCUAGGUUGAGUGAUUGGAUUGUUUGGGAAGCAUACAUUCGUUCUGCAGUCGAGCUGGGUAGCAGCCAGUACACGUGUCAAGCCCAGGCUGAAGUAGAGGCUCAUCUCAACCCAACUUCUGGAAUUGACAAAAGCUGGAGUCGAAACGCCUCGCUCGCCCAGGUGAAACUCUUUUUCGAUAGCAGUACCGCAUUCUGCAGCUCCCAGCAGGGGAAGGUGACCGCCAUAGUCAAAUAUCUUCAGAGAUAUGGGAAAGCAAGUACUGCGUACAAUGAUCUCAGACCAUUUGUUGAGGGUUUGAAUUCCGAUGAACGCAAGCAGCUGUUGGAGAUUUUAAAGAGCAACACUGUCUUUUCGGACUCCGAAAAGAUCGGAGACGGGCAAUAUCCAACUAAGGAAGAUCUUUCUACGGCGGGACAGAUUACACAAGUUGUCAAUACCUACAAAUUGAGGUAUCUUGUGACAUGUGCUCUGCCAGAAUACGAGCGAAGACAGAGUCCGAUCAAAGCUCAAGUUGAUUUCAACUGUACCUCCUGCUCCCAGCCAUGUGGGCUAACGUGCAAACCCUGUCUUGAGAACGCGGCCAGAAAAGCCAUUCAGUCAUACAGAUGUGCUAUGGAUGACGGCGGACGAAUAUCUAAAACGCUUCUGAAAACCGAUCAACAUCCAGCGGAUGAUCUUAGUAUCCUGGCCGCCAUGUGCCUUAUCAAACUUUCCUUGAUUGAUGCAGACAUGGGCACAGAACCUCUGAAUAGGGCAUCAACAACGUACGCUUUGCAAGCUACAGUAUUAUUGGAAAAUGCUUGGCUGCACUCCAAGCAUAAUUUCCAAAUAUCCCUCAUGUUGGUCAGGUUAUACAAGUACUUAGGAUGUGGAAAUCUUGCAAUGAGAGCGUACCACCGUCUCGCCCCGAAAAACAUCCAGCUCGACACCUUACCGUACACUAUAUUCGACCGACUUUCUUCACUGCAUCCUCACGCAUCAAGUCAAUCUACAGAAGUCUCGUCGAAACAACGAACGCCUCUGGAACAUCUCCAAGAACAACAAAAGCUUUACCAGAUCUCACGCAAGAAUAUUACAAAGAAUUCCUGGCUAUCUUUCAAGCACGGAAGCUAUAAUUCAAUUUUCGAGAUGAGAGAGGUUUCCGAGAGGCUGACUCAUAGCAUCUCUGCAGCAAUGUCUGUCAUUGAGAGCAGGAAAAUGUCUCGUCUGACAGAACCUGGUACCCCGUUGACAGAAAUCUCUAAUGGCUUUGACCUUAUCCCACAUAAUACGGAAUUUCCAGAAACUGAAUUCUCCGAUAACCUUGACUAUGACUCCUUCCCAAACUUCGAGGCCAGCCGUGGCCCAAGAUUCGAAGAACUCAGUCGAUAUACUCCCAGGCUUUCAGCCAACCGAUGUCGGGCGAACCUCGCCGCCGAGAAGCUGAUGCUUAUCGUAGACCCUUCAUCUAACGUCGCUCAAGAGAAAGAACUGCUUCACUUGUGGUUGAAGCAAUAUCUUGACUCUGAAAAACAAAAUCCGUCUGCAAAGGUGGGAUCCGAAGGCAUGACUCGCUCCGAGGAGCUUGCGACGGAUACUUAUCAUGCCAUGGCUCUUAUCCUGAGGACAACACGCGACCAGGGUCAAUGGGCAGAGACUGAUUUUCAGGGCUUGCUGGAUAAGUAUAACAAUGAUCUGGUUGAGAGCCUCAAAGAGCAACUGAUGCUUGUCGAUAACUUGAAGGAGCCGGUUCCUGCGUUUGGAAAUACGCUGCAUGCGUUAUAUACCGCACAUGAAGUUGGCAGAACGAUUGUGAACUUCUGCAAAUAUUUGUCAAAACAGGGCAAAGACUUUGUUGCGAAGCAGAAGGAAGCUAGCACCAAGGUAGAAGAAGUUGCUCGGAAAUUGCUGCAUCUGGUGGGUGAUAAGUGUGCUGUUGUCAAGAAAGGGCUUGACGAAGGUGGUUGGAUCGACAAGGUGCUGGAGUGUGCGCUGCCGGAGCCACAAGAGGAUGUUGAUGAUGAAGUAAAUGUGACUGUAGUGAGUUCUCUGAGGGCGCUUCUAGAUGAGAAUUUCUUGGAGGAAUGGGCCGGCGAGAUUGUUGAGAGCUGGAGAGACUCGGUGAUUGGGUUUUCAUUACUCAAAGCCCCUCCCACCAAGCCAUAAACAUGGAAGAAGCUGGGCCAGAUACGUACCAAUCCAAAUAGAGAAAAUACUCCUUUAAUUCCCAUGACG
This is a messenger RNA of Hyaloscypha bicolor E, 3210 nucleotides long. RefSeq lists its product as uncharacterized. Gene Ontology annotation, molecular function: protein-N-terminal amino-acid acetyltransferase activity. Gene Ontology annotation, cellular component: NatB complex; cytoplasm. The transcript has 9 exons. The record is from RefSeq and is a predicted model, not a curated record. Gene Ontology annotation, biological process: N-terminal peptidyl-methionine acetylation. Bases 121 to 3141 code for a protein of 1006 amino acids. Lineage: Eukaryota; Fungi; Ascomycota; Leotiomycetes; Helotiales; Hyaloscyphaceae.